Messenger RNA from Biomphalaria glabrata, 2985 nucleotides. Its product is annotated as nucleolin-like. NCBI's taxonomy places the organism in Eukaryota, Metazoa, Mollusca, Gastropoda, Planorbidae. Gene Ontology annotation, molecular function: RNA binding. The transcript has 13 exons. The record is from RefSeq and is a predicted model, not a curated record. Bases 168 to 2246 code for a protein of 692 amino acids.
CAUAUCUGAUUAGAAAUACCCAGUUUUUAAAGAAAGCCCUGCUUUGCCGGUUUCUAUGUCUAUUUAAAACAAAUUUUGUUAUAUAGAUCCAGAUUCCAAACGAGAGUACAUUUUCUUUUUCUAUUGUAUAAAUAGUCAAAAGUUUUUCUAAAUAAAAGUGAAAAACAAUGUCUGACCCAACAGUUGCUGAGUCAGACAAUAUUGAGACAGAAGCAGAAAAGCAAACCGAUGAAGACAAAGUUACUGAUGUUGCACUUGAUGCAGAUGCAGAUGAUGAACAAAAAAUGGAUUCAGCGCCAAACGAUGAUGUUAACCCUACAGUUGAAGAAUCUGGUGAGGAAUCUAAAGAGGAAAUGAUGACAGGAGAUGGAGAAAUGCAAACAAAACCUGAGUCUGUGAAAAAAGAUGAUAAUGAUGAGGAAGAGAAUGAGGAUGAUGAAGAUGAGGAUAGAGACCCUAAUGCUGAUCCUAAUGUGAUGCCUCAAGUAAAUGUUAGUUUACUAUCAAAGCGUAAAUGGCAGGUAAAAAUUUUCCCACUGAAGUGUGGAGAUUUCAUGAAUGGCCAGAUUGGACGUGUCUUUAAAUAUGCUAAAGAAAGUUUGAUGUACAUUCUUAGCCCUGGCAGAUAUGCAAGAGGGAAAGGAGAGCUGUAUAUUUCCAGCGCUAAGAAUGCUGCGCAAGUUGUUCACAAUCUGAUGAAACUAGACUUUCACUCAUCAGAAGUCAACAUAGAGAUUAUCAAGAAGAAUGAUCAAAAUGAAGUUGAACUGAAGGGUUUCUUGCGGUUUGAUACAAAACUUGUUAGAAUGUUGUGCAUUCCAAAUGUUCCCCUCAGACGACUAGGUAUAAAUAGAAGGAUAAGACAUCGUGGCAUUGGCUCAGUAUUUGUGAAAAAUCUGCCUGAGGGCACAACCAAAGAAAUGUUGAAAGUAUUGUUUCCCUUUGCAUCAGAAGUAAAUUACAACCCUGAGAAAUUUAAAGAUGGGACUGCUCGCUUAGUUUUGGACAACAGAAAUAAUGUGUUCAAUUGUUUGAAGGCGUUUGCUAAAGUGGAGCUUGGAGGCAAUGUCUUAGAGUUGCACCCCUUAGAAAAAAGAAAAGAAUCCAACAAGACCACAGAGAAGAAAACUGAAAAUAAAAAAGAGGCGGCCGCUGCGGCUCAACCCAAAGUUGUCCAGGAGGAGAAAAAGGAAGCUGAGAAGAAGGAAGUUGAAGAGACCAAAGAACAAAAAACACAAUCACCAGAGAAGAAAGAAACAAAGCCAGAACCCAAGCCAGAGACUCCAAAAACAGACAUAAAAAAAGAUGUGGUCAGGAAUCGACGCAGAAACUAUUGGUUUAACAGAAGGAGAGGUUUUUACCGCGAGGAAAAAAAGGCUGAAGGCCCUGCUGCAAAACCAGUGUACCCAAAGCCAGAAACAACCCCACGUGGUCAGAGACCAGAAACAUCUUCACGUGGUCAGCAAAGCAGAACAGAUCCAUCGCCACGUGGUCAGAUAAGCAGACCAGAAGCAUCUCCACGUGGUCAGCUAAACAGACCAGUAAGAAGAGGUCCCCUUGGUCGGGACACUGCAGUCAACAGAAGGCAGAAUCCAGGUGGUUCUGGCAAUCGAAGCUUCGGCAGGAAUAACUCCAAUUGGAACUCCAGAUCUGCUGGGAGCAGACAAAGAUUCGGAUCUGGCGGAAGCUUUGCCCGCAGUGGUAGAGCUGAUAGAUUUGAUGAGCCAGGUUUUGGUGGAGGUAUGGCAGGAGGCUCGGGUGAUAUGGGUGUAAAUGCUGAAACCACAAAGGAAAUGAUGAUGCUUCAAAGCCAGUUGAGUUUGGCCAUCAAGAAUCAAAUAGCCAUGCUGAAUCAGACCCAGUUUGCUGUAGAACAAGCCAAGAGAAGUGCAUUAACCUCAGACUUGGGCACAGGAGCUUCCCCAGUAGAAGUCUCCAGAGCAUUUGGUGGUAACAAGCGAAGGGCCAACCAAUCAAGCUUCAGUGCUGACUAUGGUGAAGAUAGCUUUAGUCCCAAGCGACAAAAUAUGAGCCUCGGAAGCCAACAACAGUCAAGUUGGGCAGAGGAGAGUGAGGAUUAUUACGCAUUGCAGCAACAGCAACAACAACAACAGCAACUUCAGAAUUUGUAUUAUGAGUCUGACAGACAGUUAGAGAGUUCCCCUGCUUUUGGAUCUGGGUAUAACUCAAGAAACUCUUCAUCCUUUGGCUAUGAUCAAUCAUCACACUACCGCUAUAACUACUAGAAGUGGCUGGACCUGGGUGUAGAGGAACAUAACUGACAGACUUUGAAGUGGUAGAUUCCAAGUGGAUGUUGGCUAUCUUAUGAAAUUGAUGCUUUUGUUGGAGUCAGCUGUACAGUAUGAGCACAAAGUCAAUGUUUCUUGUCUAGGUGUGUCUGUAUAUACAAAGAAGAACUGAAGAGAAAUAACUAAAUAUUGUAUAUGGCAAUGUUCUUUCUUUAAAAUAGGUGUCUGCUUCAUUUUAUACCUUUAUUUGACACUUUUUAAUUGCUUAUUAUUAAAACUAUAACAAACAACUUCUAUAAAUCUAUAAUUUUAAACUUGUUUUUAAACAAAUGAUUUUAAAUGGCUUAUUAAUUAAUUAUUUUCUUAAAUUGUCAUUUUACUUAUUUCUUCUAAAAAAAAGUCAUAAUUAAACUUUUUUUUUUUUUUUUUCUUUUUUGCUGAACUCUUUUACUUUAAAGUCAAGUCUAGACUUGUCCUAUUAAUUUCGUUGGGAAGUUGUGUGCAUGUGAAACUCCUAGAUGUAUUGUGUUCACUUAGAUAAUGUAGACGAUAGGCUUCAUACUGUUAAGUCCAUUCCUACUUUGUUUCAUGUGUAGUGUCCAUGACUGACCUUCCAGGCUACAUUUGGUCUUGGGUAUUUCUGUCAUUUCAGAUGUUAGUAACAGUCUUAUAUGGUCCACAUUUUUGUUGUAUGUUUUUUAUUGAUUUGUAUUAUUAAAGUUAACAAAUAUCUUAA